Molecule: messenger RNA, 2596 nt
Organism: Helicoverpa armigera (cotton bollworm)
Lineage: Eukaryota; Metazoa; Arthropoda; Insecta; Lepidoptera; Noctuidae
Product: solute carrier family 35 member G1
Exons: 2
Coding region: 176-1216 (346 amino acids)
Cellular component (GO): membrane
Source: RefSeq, a predicted model, not a curated record
UCAGUCAGUCAAAGUCAAAUUGGAAAAUCUUGGGAAAUUGCGAAAAUCCUAACUCAAGUGUUAUUUUUAUCGCUAGUGUUUAUUAGAAUGGGAUUACUGACAAUUUAAUUGCGACAUAAAUAAUAAUAAAAUUGACUUUGGACCAGGCUUCCCGAAAGGUGGCUUAUGAGGAACUAUGCCGGAGCAUUUGGAACUUCAACACCUUGUGGACUUGUCGGCGGGAAGCGGCGACGAGACACUGCCAAAUCUCCUUGAAAACAAGCGACCACUGAUAAAAAGAUGUCCGUACCUCGGGCUAAUACUCGCGACGUUAUCAUCUUUGUUUUUCUCACUGUGCUCGGUUAUCGUUAAGAGCCUGGUCAACAUCGAUCCCAUGCAGCUAGCUAUGUUUCGCUUCAUUGGUGUCCUACUACCAACUAUACCUAUAGUGAUAUACACAGAACAACCUGUAUUUCCUCAAGGGAAAAGAGUCCUACUACUAUUACGGUCUAUUGUGGGCACAGUAGGCUUAAUGUUAAGUUUUUAUGCUUUUCGGAACAUGCCAUUAGCUGAUGCAUCAGUUAUAGUAUUUUCAGUUCCUGUCUUUGUUGCAUUGUUUGCUCGAGUGUUCCUAAAAGAACCAUGUGGUAUUUGGAACACAAUAUCCAUUAUACUAACUCUUAUUGGAGUGAUAUUAAUUACACAUCCCCCAUUUUUGUUUGGUGAUGACCCAGGAGCAGAGCAUAACCAGAAUUACAAUAGUCUUAGAGGUGCAGUGGCUGCCUUCAUUUCAACUAUAUUUGGGGCUAAUGCUUAUGUUUUGCUUCGAGUGCUCAAAGGGUUGCAUUUCUCAGUAAUAAUGACAAACUUUGGUGCUAUCGCUAUUUUACAGACCUUGUUUUACUCUUAUGUGUUUGGCGUGUUGUGUAUGCCUAUUUGUGGCACUGAAAGAUUCCUAGUUGUGUGUUUGGCACUGUUUAGUUAUUUGGGACAGAUAUUGUUGACUAUGUCUCUGCAAAUGGAGCAAGCUGGCCCAGUGGCUAUUGCUCGAUCUGCUGACAUUGUAUUUGCGUUUCUCUGGCAAGUCAUGUUCUUCAAUGAGAUACCAAGCAAGUUUUCUGUUUGUGGAGCCAUUUUAGUUUUAAGUUCAGUGAUGUUAGUUGGUCUACGUAAGUGGGCACUUGCUCUGCCCACAGACUCACAAUUGAGAAGUAAGCUUGGUGCACUUGCACGAUAAAUAAUACUCUAUUGACUUUCACUUGCAUACUUUUUAUUGACAUAUUAAUUAUCAUUGGGUAAUAACUUGUUUUUCAGUUCUGAAUGGCUCAGAAGCACUUGAGUGCAUGUAUUUUGGAAAUUAAAUCAGUCCAUAAAAUGUCUCUCCCUCAACAGACAACCUUUGACUAUAGUACAGUAUGUUCUUUUUGAAUGUAGGUACUAUUUAUUAUUUUAGUAUACUUAUUCUCUUUGCACAACUGCAACUACAAACAUACACAUAUAUUCCUAUGUUCAUAUUCACUCGUAUCACUGUUUCAUCCAGUUCUGUAUAUCUGAUUUUCAAGUGUGUAAGAGCCAUUUUGUUAACACACACCUUAACAGUCUACAAACAGUAGUGAGUUUUGCUUAAGUGCUUUAAGUAUGGUAUAAGAAUGGACAGAAACAAUAACUAUUAUAAAUUGUAAUAUUUAAGUAUAACCUUUUCACCCUAAAAGACUGUUUAAUUAAGUCCACUCGAACUUGUGUUGUGUGCAUUGGCCUCUAUUUAUCGAUUUGUCUAGUCAUUGUGUUCUUCAUCGGCUUUAAUAAUUUAGUCCUUAUAUUUAUUAUUACUGUGAUUCGUUGUUCAAAUAUCAUUGUUACUAAAAAGCUUCAUAUUUAAUCAUACUCUGCUUAUACAUAUUUAUUUGUUACCUAUAGUGUGCCUAUUGUUAUCACUCUCAUAUGAUCUCUAAAUGUCUACAUUUCACAGUUACAUAUCACCCAAAGUUAUUUAUGUUCAUUAAAAUGUACUCUUAUUUUAAUAGAAGAAGUCCAUUUACAAUUUUGAACUAUCACAGUAUUAUUUUGUGAAGAAUUAAAUUAGAUAUUUAUUCUCAUUAUCAUCUAGUCAUGUGUAAGUACUAGUCAUUUUAAUCUAGAUAAUUAUGUUUUGUUAAUAUGUAGAAUAAAAACUGAUAUUUUUAUAAAAUCAAAUGCAUCUGAUUAUUUUCUGUAAUAUCUCUCAUAUUCUGUAAUCAGGUAGUUAGUUAACAACUUUCUUGUGUUUAAACUUAAUUCAAAAGUUAAACUAGUCUUUAAUAUUAUAGAUAUGGCACAAUAGUGAAGCAUAGUUUGUUAAAAUAAUUUAUGAAUAAAUCCAUGGAAUGUUUGUUCACAUGUACCUAAAUGUAGGUAAUAGGUAGGUACAAUCAACACAUCUGAAAAACAUCAGUUUAUAAUGGUUUUAAUGCCAAGCUUUUUAUAGUUUGUUGAAUGUAUGCAUAAAGAUACUUUAAAAAAUGUUUAAUGGCAAAAUUGGUGUUGUUGACUGUACAUAAAUUGAUUGGAUUGUGAUAUUUUUACUUCUAGUCAUAAAUACUAUGUACACUGCUUAAUUUAAUAAAUAUAAUGUUCAAUA